Messenger RNA from Rotaria sp. Silwood1, 1053 nucleotides. The record is from the annotation of a GenBank genome assembly. Lineage: Eukaryota; Metazoa; Rotifera; Eurotatoria; Philodinida; Philodinidae.
AUGCAGACACAAGCCGAAUAUCUUCCAAAGGAAUUAUGGCUUUCCAUUUUUUCUUAUUUGAAAGCACAUGAUCUAUUUACAGCUUUUACCAACUUAAAUAGACGUUUUGAUCAAUUACUUGCUUCUGAUUAUCUGACGUUUUAUGUUCAAUUGGAAAAACAAGUGAAUCGUUAUAUCCAAUGUCCUGCUAUUCCUCGUUGGCUUGAUGGAAUACUUAAUCGUAUCGUUUGUCUACAAUUAACAAGUCAAAGUGAACGUGAAUAUGUUCCUGAUUAUCUGCAUAGAAAUGCUCAUCAAUUCAUUCGAUUACAAUCAUUAAUAAUUACAAUAAACACACAUCAAACAAAACUCAUUUGUCAAAUUCUUAAAAAACUUCAUUCACUUGAAUAUCUAUCCAUAACAUGUAAAACAAUGCCGAUCUUAAUCAAAACUAUACUAAGUAUAUCUACUCUUCGUGUGUUUCAACUAACUGUUAUGGAUAUAAUAUAUUUCUUUGAUUAUCAUUUCAAUGUGAAAAGCAAUAUUGAAACAUUUUAUAUCAACUUUCCAAUUCUAUUUGAUUAUCAAUUCAUGAAUUUCUUGUUGACUAAUAUGCCGAAAUUAAAGCGAUUUGAAAUAUUUGGUGAUAAAUACCGUUGUUGGAAACCAGAUGAAUUGUUCUAUGGGCAAAUACUCAAUCUCUCGGCACUUCGAACUAUUAAAUUUCAAGGAGGAGUUCGAAAUCUUUCGUCAAUUUUUUACGAACACUUACAAAUGAAAGUUCCCGCUCUACGAGAACUUCAUAUGGAUAUUUAUUAUGUGAUUAUAGACGAAAAAAUGUUUUAUAAUUUAAUUUACAGUCGAUGGACAAUUUUAGAAAACCUUGAAAAGGUUCGUAUUAAUAUUACAGGUAUAUAUUUGAGAACAAUUGUGUCGAAACGAAUGAAUAAUUAUCGAAAAACUUUACUUGCAAAAAAUAAUAAAGUUAAUGAUUCUUUUAAGAUUAAAUGGAUAGAACAUCCAAAAGACUUUUCUGCUACAUUAGUUAUUGAAAAAACAAAAAUGAAUCGAUGA